AUGGCACCGAGUGUGGGCGUAACUCACAGCCGUGGCAGGUGGGGCUGUUUGAGGGCACCAGCCUGCGCUGCGGGGGUGUCCUUAUUGACCACAGGUGGGUCCUUACAGCGGCUCACUGCAGCGGCAGACCCAUUCCCGGAUCUGCUCCAGUGCCUCAAGCUCUCCAUCGUCUCCCAUGCCACCUGCCAUGACGUGUAUCCCGGGAGAAUCACGAGCAACAUGGUGUGUGCAGGCGGCGUCCCGGGGCAGGAUGCCUGCCAGGGUGAUUCUGGGGGCCCCCUGGUGUGUGGGGGAGUCCUUCAAGGUCUGGUGUCCUGGGGGUCUGUGGGGCCCUGUGGACAAGAUGGCAUCCCUGGAGUCUACACCUAUAUUUGCAAGUAUGUGGACUGGAUCCGGAUGAUCAUGAGGAACAACUGACCUGUUUCCUCCACCUCCAGCCCCACCCCUUAGCUUGGGUACCACUCUGGCCCCCAGAGCACAAAUAUCUCCUCCAUCACUUCCCCUAGCUCCACUCUUGUUGGCCUGGGAACUUCUUGGAACUUUAACUCCUGCCAGCCCUUCUAAGACCCACGAGU
Messenger RNA from Gorilla gorilla gorilla (western lowland gorilla), 575 nucleotides. It is a transcript of the gene KLK12, whose product is annotated as kallikrein related peptidase 12. Lineage: Eukaryota; Metazoa; Chordata; Mammalia; Primates; Hominidae. Gene Ontology annotation, molecular function: serine-type endopeptidase activity. Gene Ontology annotation, biological process: proteolysis. The transcript is spliced from 3 exons. Bases 1 to 417 code for a protein of 138 amino acids. Gene Ontology annotation, cellular component: secretory granule. The record is from RefSeq and is a predicted model, not a curated record.